Arachis duranensis is the source of this 3310-nucleotide messenger RNA. RefSeq names its product receptor-like protein EIX1. NCBI's taxonomy places the organism in Eukaryota, Viridiplantae, Streptophyta, Magnoliopsida, Fabales, Fabaceae. Bases 66 to 3170 code for a protein of 1034 amino acids. Gene Ontology annotation, molecular function: protein binding. The transcript is spliced from 2 exons. The record is from RefSeq and is a predicted model, not a curated record.
UGAGUGGAGUGAAAGCCACAAACAAAUCAGAUAUCAUCAAUAAUAUCUAUUAUAUUCCACUGAAAAUGAGAAUUAGAUACCAAAAUGUUACUGCAUGCGCGCUAUUGGUACUUGUGAUGGUAAUGGCUGAAAUUGCAGGCAUUUGUGCGAAUUCAAGUACUCUCCUCCACUCUCUGUGUGUUGAAAGAGAGAGGCAAGCUCUUGUGAAGUUCAAAGCAUCCCUGAAUGAUUCAUCAAACCUGCUUUCCUCCUGGCAUGGCCAUGACUGCUGCCGAUGGAAAGGGAUCGGCUGCGACAAUGUUACCGGUCACGUUGUCAUGCUUGAUCUUACCACUCCUUAUCUGAAAUGCAGGAGAUCCGAGGCACAAAUUGAAUACACGCCGGAAGAAUAUGAUUAUGAGGAGGUUAUAUCAAGUGAAUGUAACCCUUUCUUCGAUCAAUAUUUAGAAGCUGGGAAUGUUACUUCGUCCCUACUGGAACUGGAAUUCUUGACUCAUUUGGACUUGACUGGAAAUGACUUCUGUUGGAGUCCCAUACCGAUGUUCAUUGGUUCUAUGCAACGCCUCAGGUAUUUAUCCCUCUCUGAUGCUGGUUUUGGCGGGAGAAUACCCAGCAAUCUUGGAAAUCUCACCAACCUCCACUUUCUUGAUCUGAGUGGGAAUGGAUUUUCACCAGACAGCAACAUCAAUUGGAUUUCUCAACUGCCAUUGCUGGAGCACCUCGACAUGAGCUCUAUUUACUAUGGGUUGCAGGUUGAUAUUCUUAAUGUCACCAUCAGUGCUCCUAACCUUCAAAUCCUAACUCUUGCCCACAAUAGACUUAAUGUAUCAAAUUUGGAUGCUUUCCAAAAUGCAACUUCUAUUGAAUUUUUGGAUCUUUCUUGGAACAAUUUUGACUCCCUUCCAUCCUGGUUUCACAAGUUUGAGAAACUCAAGCAUCUUUUUCUUUCAUCUAAUAACUUCCAAGGUACAAUUCCGGAUGCUUUACAAAAUAUGACUAGCAUUGAGGUCCUUGACCUUUCUGACAACUCUUUCACUUCAGUUCCAUCUUGGUUUGUUGAGUUAAAGAAACUUGUCUAUCUCAGUCUUUCAAGUAAUAAAUUAACAUCCAUGGAAUGUUCCAUUUCAUCCAUUUUAAAAAAUAUGUGUCACCUGAAAAGUCUAUAUAUAGCAGGAAACAAACUCCGAAAAGAAUCCAUUGGAAACAAUGAUUUGUCUACCUGCAUUAGACAUGAUUUGGAGGAUCUUGACUUGAGUGAAAAUGAAUUUAACAAUCAUUUGCCAUCUUGGUUAGGACAACUUGAAAAUCUAGGCAACCUUAAUCUCCAAAAUAAUUUUUUCUAUGGUCCCAUUCCCUCUUCUUUUGGAAAAUUACUGAAAUUGAAAAGGUUAUAUCUAUCCAACAACAAGUUAGAAGGGGAUCUUCCAGAUUUUAUGGGACAACGUGUAAAUUUACAGGUGGUCGAUCUUUCAAAUAAUUCAUUUAAUGGAACGAUUACUCAAAAUCUUGAACAACUUGUAAAUUUACAAUAUUUUGAUAUCUCAAAUAAUUAUCUAACGGGAUCCAUUCCUUCGAGUCUUGGCCAACUUAUAAAUCUAACUAUCCUUGGUUUGUCAAAUAAUUAUUUAAAAGGGAUCAUCCCUGCAAGUCUUAACCAACUUGUAAAUCUGUCUUUCCUUGAUCUUUCAAGGAAUAAAUUAAAUGGGAGAAUUUGUAUUGAUUUUCAAAAACUUGGGGUUCUAUCACACUUGGAUCUAUCUUCAAACAAUUUGAAUGGACCCAUUACAGGGGAAAAAGGUUGGCCUUUGUUUAUCCCAGAAAUGUGGUAUUUGAAUCUCUCCCAUAAUCAGAUCAGUGGCUCACUUCCUGAACAUAUUGGUCAUAUAAUGCCCAAAUUGAGGUCCUUGAUUCUUGGAAAUAACCUCAUAAAUGGUUCAAUUCCAAAAUCAUUGUGCCAGCUUGAUUUGAGAGUCCUGGACCUUUCAAAGAACAGAAUAUCUGGUGAAAUCCCCAAUUGUUGGAAGGAGAACGGAGAAUGGGAAGAAAUAAAUUUGUCAUCCAACAAACUCACAGGAGCUUUUCCAACCUCAUUUGGGAAUCUCUCCACUCUGUCAUGGUUGCAUUUGAACAAUAACAGUCUUCAUGGAGAAUUCCUAGCAUCUAUGAGAAAUUUGCCACAGUUGUUGAUUAUUGAUCUCGGAGAGAAUCAACUUUCUGGCACCAUCCCAUCAUGGAGUGCUAACACAUUUUCUUCACUACAAAUUCUAAGAUUGCGGCAAAACAGGUUAAGUGGUAGCAUUCCUUCACAGAUAUGUGAACUCUCAUCCAUUAAAAUCUUGGACCUUUCUCGCAACAAUUUAAAUGGUUCAAUACCUCGCUGCAUAGGCAAUCUUCGAGGAAUGACUCUUGAGGCUCCCGCAUUGUCUCCUACUUCAUCUGCGGACGAGCUUCACAAUUCGUCUCUUGCACAAGAAUCUGGUUGGACAACUGAGGAUGUGAUAGAAGUCAUAAAAGGAAGAGAACUUGACUACAUAAGAAUCUUGAAGCUUGUAGUCAUCAUGGACUUGUCCGAGAAUAAUUUGGUUGGCUCCAUUCCAAAAGGAAUAACAUUGCUCAAUGGUUUGCAUAGCUUGAAUCUAUCAAACAAUCAUUUGAUUGGAAAGAUCCCUAACAUGAUAGGGGAUAUGAGAUCACUUGAAUCCUUUGAUGUUUCGAGUAACCAACUCUCGGGUACAAUUCCAAGCAGCAUGUUAGCUUUAACAUCACUAAGUCAUUUAUAUUUGUCGUACAAUAACUUCUCUGGACCAAUUCCCACAGAUAACCAGUUUUUAACUUAUGAUUCAUCGAGUUAUGCUGGAAACCCAUAUCUCUGUGGAUUUCCUUUACCCAACAAAUGUGGUUAUUUACACCAAGUUUAUGGGGGAAGUGAAUUUGAAGAUGAAGACAGCAACUUAGAUAAGUUGGAAAAGUGGUUGUUCUACCUUGUCAUUGCAAUUGGCUUUGCAACUGGGUUUUGGGGAGUUAUUGGGACUUUGUGGUUCAAGAAAACUUGGAGGCAUGCUUACUUCAGAUGGGUGGAAGAUUUAGCCGACACGAUCUAUGUCACAACUGCAAUAAGAAUGGCAAAAUUGAAGAAGUGGAUGAUGAAGAGAAACCGUGUUGUUGCUUGAUCAUGUAUUCAUGUGUGUGUUUUUAUUUUUAUUUUGAAGAAUCAAAGGUGGAAAUAAAUUAAGGAAAGUGAAUGAUGUUUGAUGCAUGUAUGAAUGUAUGUGUUAGAAACAAGAGACUAAUUUGGAGAAAGGAUAAAGGA